AUGAUGGCUGCGUCUGCACAGCUCUGUUUGCUGGCAUAUUUAACUCUGACUUUGGGGUUGACUUUGGGUUUGGGCCCAAACAAAAACAUGGGCUUUACGUUCCUCUUACCAGCUGGAAGCACAGAGUGUUUUUACCAAAGGACGGCAAUGAACGACAGCAUGGAAGUUGAAUACCAGGUGAUAGCAGGGUCAGGUCUGGAUGUUGGGUUUAUCCUCCUCUCACCCACCGGACAUCGGCUAGUCUCUGACUUCAGGAGGUCUGAUGGUAUCCACAUGGUGGAUCCCACAGUUGAUGGAGACUACCGGUUAUGUUUUGACAACAGCUUCAGUAAAAUAUCAGAGAAGAUGGUGUUUUUUGAGGUGGUCAUUAACAAUCAGAACAGCAAAAACGGAGGCCAAGAUGACUGGUUAGACACUGUAACUUCAGACAGCAUGGUGGACUACAAAAUGGAAGACAUCAGGGCGAGAAUGGACUCUGUGCACCGGCACCUGGAGAAAAGCCAUCAGGUCCAGGCCAUGCUGAGGGCAUUUGAGGCAAGGGACCGCUAUCUUCUGGAGGACAACUUGUGGCGAGUGUCCUUUUGGUCCUGCGUAAACCUGUCGGUCAUGCUAACUGUUGCUGUCGUUCAAAUUUACACCCUCCGACGCCUCUUUGUCAACACCAAGCAGGUCCGAACAUAA
Molecule: messenger RNA, 681 nt
Organism: Pelmatolapia mariae (spotted tilapia)
Lineage: Eukaryota; Metazoa; Chordata; Actinopteri; Cichliformes; Cichlidae
Gene: tmed1a
Product: transmembrane p24 trafficking protein 1a
Exons: 4
Coding region: 1-681 (226 amino acids)
Biological process (GO): endoplasmic reticulum to Golgi vesicle-mediated transport; intracellular protein transport; Golgi organization
Cellular component (GO): COPII-coated ER to Golgi transport vesicle; endoplasmic reticulum-Golgi intermediate compartment; endoplasmic reticulum
Source: RefSeq, a predicted model, not a curated record